GUUCAUUAAACACAGCCAGCUUUCACUCCAUAAACGCAGUGUAAAAUUGCACCUAUGCGUACGUCAUGAACUGAGACGAACAAUAAUCUUUAAAAUGGGGCUGUAUGGAGUUUUUCUGGCAUUAUUCUAUGUUUCUCUGUCGUCCGCGGUGAGAAUUUUGACAUCCCCUCCACUAAACUGCUCUCAACAGGGUUUGAGAUGCACAGUCAGUUUAAGUAAAUGCUUCGAUAAAGAAUGGCUCAAAGUGAAAGAGUACACUCCCAGCAGUCCAGAGGAUCUGAAGGUGUCCAUGACAACCAUAGAUGACGAGGCAGGACAGCUGCAACCUGUACUCGCUGUCAACUGGACCAUAAAGGAUGAUGGCAGUAUCCGCUACCUGAUUGCCACUGAGCUACAGCUUAUAGUCUUUUCCACAAAUGAGCACCUGUGUGUCCGAUAUUCCUUUAAAGACAGACUCCCAAUGAGGAAUCCAUAUGGCAACAAGUGGUCAUUUUCAGCAAACAUGCUGGUAUUGGACCCAGGACACAUGUAUCUGGUUUCUGUCUUCAACAUCCCCAAACCAGAAAUGGGGCACAGCCACUAUGACGUCCACGCUCAGGUAGAAGUUCCUGAUUGUCAAGACUCUGUGAUGAAGAUAACCCAGUUUUGCAUAGAGAGAGGAAGUCUUUGGCAGUCGAACAUCAGUGUGGUAGCAAAAAGACCUGCACUGACAGUCAGCUUCUGUCCUGAUCCACUGUGUGAAGAGUACACUGUUAUUGUUAACUGUGCCUCCAUCCAAAACGUUGACCAUGUGUUCAAGGCCAACCAGACAAACCUGAAUGUUACGUUCAGCCUUGAUAAAUGGCCCAAAUCCUGCUGCCAGUUUGACGUUGGGAUUAAACCCAUGUUCCAACAAUGUGGCCAAGACUGUGCCCGUCACCAGAAAACACUGCACAUUUGUCCAGCUGAGCCAACUGAUGCCCCAGAUGCUCCUCAGUACAUGCCUGUUAUCGUGUGUGUGGUGCUCCUAUGUGCUGGGAUAUUAUCUGUUUAUAUUUGCAUCCUCUACAGGAAGCCAGGCACACCAGGUGUUGCUGUGGGAGAUGAAAAACCAAAACAGCUGCCGAAACCGCUCCAACAAACCCCAAAAGUUCUGGUGAUCUACUCCCAAGACCACCGUCUCUACAGGGACAUAGUGUUAAAGCUCUGCGCUUUCCUCCAGGCCAAGUGUGGCGCCAAGGUGCUGAUAGACCUGCUUGACGCUAACUCUUUGGGCAUGGUGGGACGCCUCCCCUGGCUGGAAUGGCAACGGCGGCAGUUGAAGAACCCCACAGACAAGAUCUUAGUGCUCUGUUCACCGGGUGUUCAGGCAAAGUGGAGGGCCAUGUGUGGUCACAGCCGUGUCACACUCAAGGAGGACCUCCUCUCCCCAACGAACGACAUGCUCACGCCCAGUCUCAACCUCUUCCUGCAAGACAUACACCAAGCGCGCAUGCACGGGAAGUACAUGGUGGCUUACUUCAGUGACAUCAGCGGCGAGCAGGAUGUACCAUCAGUCUUCGACAUUGCUGUGAAGUACAAACUAAUGAGACACUUUGAAGAGCUCUUCUUUGGCAUCCUGGACAUGGAGAAGUACCAACCGGGUCUGGUCAACCGCAUCGAGGGCAUCAGUGGGGACGAAUACUUCAACUGUCCAUCUGGCCUGGCCCUGAAGAACGCUAUUGAAACCUUCCAGGCGUACCAGUUAGAACACCCUGACUGGUUUGAGAGGGAGUGUGUGCACAGUGACGAAGAACUUGUGAGCGAGGCCAGUUUGCUCAUUGACAAGCAGCAGGGCCCUCCAAUUCUAGAGUGUCUUCCCCUCAUGAGGGACGGACCUUCAGUCUGUGUGUGUGAGGCACAAAUAAGAGAGAACGGAAGCAGCGUUCAAGUCUUAACCCCGGAACUGAACCCAAAGAGCAUGCUUCCACCAGUGGCAGAACUUAUACCAGAAGUGAACCCUGUUUAUCCAUUGAACCUGAGUUACGCGUGUCCUUCAAGCAGUCCUCAGUCAGUUCUUCUCGCUGAGCCUGUUUCCUCAGGACAGAAGUGGCGGACUUGCGCUGUGAGACAUCAAGGUCAAGUUCCAGUGGAGGAUGAGGAAGAGCAGCCCAGUGGCUUGCAAGACUCAAACCCCCCUUGUCCGAGCAUGGAGUGUUCCCCUCUGAACCCAAUCAGCCAGUCUGUGGAAAUGCGGGGGGAUAAAAUUGUGGAGCUCAACAGUGGGUCUGAUCAAGGCUACAUCUCCAAAGUGCCUUCGCCACUCGGAGCAGCUUACAAGGAGGAUCCACUGGUGGCUCUGGCAAGGCUGCAAGAGGAACUGUUUCUGCAAACUAUGGAUAGCUCUGACUCUGGGUCGCAGUAGUAUGCUGCAGCCUAUCCCAGCUGACUUUCGCCAAGAGGUGGGGUACACAGGACUUGUCGCCAGCCAAUCGCAGGGCACAUAUAGACAAACAACUAUUCUCACUCACAUUCACACCUAUGGACAAUUUAGAAUCUCCAAGUAACCUAACAUGCAUGUUUUUGAAGAAGCCAGAGUAACAAACAUACAUCUUCAAUGAUUUUUAAAAACAAUACUUGGAUUAAUGUCCUUUACCAAGUUCCACCUCUACCAGAUUUUCCUAUCCAUCAACAAGCUUGUAAUUAUUCUGGCUGGACCACUCUUCUUGGCAGAUUUGGUAGAGUUCUUUUAAAUUGGUUGGUUUCCUGGCACGGCUUAAAUAAGCGCAGUCCACAAAAGGGUGGAGGUUGGGGCUUUGGGAAGGCUUAAUUUGAAUUCCCAGAAGCUUAAUUUUAGCAUGCUUUAUCCAUUGUUGUAUAAUCACUCCACCCUGAAAAAAGAAUGGUUCAAAUAAAUAAUUAAGGGCCCAAAAUGAAUAGGACAUACAAGCCCAAACUUCUGACCGGAACUGUAUAAUUUAGCAAGUUUGGCAAACCCUGCUAUACAGUAAAACACUCACACAAUACUGAUACAUUUUGGACAAUUCCAGCUAUGUGGGAGGCUAAAACUGUGUAUAGCUGGUGACUAUUCUGCUUGCUAUGAAUGCAAAAUGAUUAGUUUCCAGUCCAGGCUGUUGCUAUUAAAACAUUGUGGACAUUGACACACACACAUACAAAGUCUUGUUGGUCUGGUAUCGAUUUAAAAAAAAGCUGUUUGUGGCACUGUUGGGUUAUGAAUGACAAUGAUACACAAGUCUACACUAAGUCGGUAUACCCAAACACAGACUUGCAGACAACACUGUCAUCAUAGAAGACACCAAACGUUGCAGGAUGGGGGUGGAGGGGGUUCUUGAAAUUGCACUUCCCAGCAAGACAUGGCUGUCUCUCUUCUGUCGCGUUCAAGUGCAACAGGACAAUUUGCUGACGGAACAGGUUGCUGAUUGUUAGCACCUGUGGAUUGGUCCAAAAGGGGAGGUCCUUAAGGCAGGUGCACAUGAUGCGCUCGUGAUACUGUAUGUCAAAACACUUUGAAAAAUCUCUCAUAAAAGAAAACCUUCAAAGGUACAGACAUACUUGCCAUUGAGGAUGUGUAUACUGUAAACGAUACAUAUUAAAAUUAGAAUGUUUUGAUUUCAUUCGUUCUCAUUAAAAACAGUUUGGUUAUUGGUGCGAUAGCUGGUUAUUAUAAUUCAAUCUAAAUGUCUGACAUAAUACAACUAAUAAUAAAGCACUGCUAAAGGUCCUGAAGGUCUUGUUUGGUAAUAAAGCACGAAGUGUAUCGCUAAAGGACAUGUAACAUUGUGUCAAAGUUUCAUCUUGAUAAAUUCAGAGUCAGAGUGUUUGUAUAAUAAAUUUGAUUUGAACAGUUAUUUCACGUGUAUCUAAUAAUCAUAACAAACCAUCUCCAACUGCUUUUUGUAAUUUGAUCGAUAUUGUUUCAUACAUGCGUUGAAUGUAUUUAAUACAUGUGCAAUUAUUUUUAAAUGUAGUUAUGCAUUUUAUUCAAUUAAGUGGAAAAAACGUUUUGCAAUGUACUACAAUAGUUUUUUUUUUUUUUUUUUUUUACAUGUUGUAAUUAUUUUUUAUACAUAACUGUUGUUAUAAAAACAAGUCAUUUCAGUGCCUUACAAAGACUACAUCCAAAGGUCAAUAAUUUGUUAGUUGGGUGAAUUAUGUCCGGAAGUGUGCCGGAUAUUUACCUGAAGUGUGCAGGAAGUAGUCGGCCUAUACCGUAAUUUUGUGUGUUGCAUUACAAAUUUUCUGUGAUUCCUUUGAUGUUUUAUGUUUUUUUUUACAUGCAUUUAAUGUAUUUGAUAAAUAUAUCAUGAUUUAUAAACGUAAUUAUAUGUAUUAUUUCAAAAAUAAAGUUUUUAAAAGUGGUGUAAUUAAUACACAAUAAUUACAGUAUUUUAUGCAUUGUAAUUAUUUAAAUUAACUGUAAUUAUGGGGGGGAAAAAAGACUUGAGUGCCUUAAUAAAGCCUACAUCCAUGUCAAUUUGUUAGGUGAGGAAAUGUAAUUACACAUACGUGAAAAUAAAUCAAAAAAAAAGUUGUAAAAUGCCAAUUUUGUAUUGUAAUUAUUUAUACAUAACUAUUUUUAAACUUUUAAAAUGAUUUAUAAAGCCUUAAUAGUUUCCUGCAUCCGCGUCAGCCCUGUAAUAGGUAAGUGGAAUAAAUUAACCGGAAGUGUACCGGAAAUUUACAAGACGUGUGCAG
Molecule: messenger RNA, 4674 nt
Organism: Dunckerocampus dactyliophorus (ringed pipefish)
Lineage: Eukaryota; Metazoa; Chordata; Actinopteri; Syngnathiformes; Syngnathidae
Gene: il17ra1a
Product: interleukin 17 receptor A1a
Exons: 12
Coding region: 95-2383 (762 amino acids)
Molecular function (GO): interleukin-17 receptor activity
Source: RefSeq, a predicted model, not a curated record